Messenger RNA from Paramecium pentaurelia, 718 nucleotides. Lineage: Eukaryota; Ciliophora; Oligohymenophorea; Peniculida; Parameciidae. The record is from the annotation of a GenBank genome assembly.
AUGUAUAUUAUAAACAAUGUUCAAGAAUAAAUAAUCAAUUAUUAUAAGAAGUGGCAGAACAUAGUUACAUAGAAACACUCUUUGAAAAAGCUAUGUAUAAAGGCUAAAGAGGAAAUCACUUAAAUUGCAAAACAAAUAAUAUUAACAAUGUUAAUAGCAUAAAUUUAAAUAGAAACAAAUCAAAGUUGUCCAAUUUGUUUAAAUGAAGACCUUAUUUUUAAAGGAGUUUAAUCAGAAUAAUGUAAACAUUCAUUUUGUAUUGCUUGUAUAAAUGGCUAUUGGAAACAUAAUUAAAAGAAAUAGUUAAAAUGUCCAUGUUGCAGAGCCAAAAUUAGUACUUUCGCUAAAUCUAAAAAAUUAUAAGAUGAAUUUUAGUAAGAAUGUAAUUAAUUUAUAUUGGAAUACAGAGUUCGUUGCACAGUCUUAAAAUAUAAUAUUAUUUAUGUAAACUUUAUUAAAAAUAUUUUAGCCAUUUUAGAUAAUAGCAAACAUUUACAAGCAUUUAGGUUAACUUUUUAAUCUAUGUAAAAUUUUACUAAAAUUGUCUAUCUAAUUGUAACUUGUUUUAUGUUUUAUAUUGUGUAUUUAUGUGUUAUCACCAAUUGAUUUAUUUCCAGAAGCCAUAUUUGGAGUUUUAGGAUUGGUAGAUGAUCUUUUGUGCAUAAUAUUUAUAGUUUGGAUACUAAUUACUCAAAUUAUGAUUAGAAUCUUUUUUUGA